AUGGUAGAGCUCUACCUCUCCGUCCAAGAGUACCAGCUCAUUCGGUUUGCUCAAUACAAAGACACUAAGGCACGUAACGAGAAGAAAGACGAGCUUGAAAGCAGGAUCACAGCAGUAAAUCGGGAGAUUGAGACACUGCGGGCUCAACAGCGAGCGAUCCAGACCAGAGAGAUACAAGAGGAAGAUAGUGUUAGGGACAGGCAAUCGACUGCGGAUAUUGAGAUGCUCAUGCGGACACAGAGGGAGGUGCAGGAAAGAAUGAAACGGGGUGACGGUGGAUCAGAAGCGGAUGCACAGGAAGGAUGA
Bacidia gigantensis is the source of this 306-nucleotide messenger RNA. RefSeq lists its product as uncharacterized. NCBI's taxonomy places the organism in Eukaryota, Fungi, Ascomycota, Lecanoromycetes, Lecanorales, Ramalinaceae. Bases 1 to 306 code for a protein of 101 amino acids. The transcript is spliced from 2 exons. The record is from RefSeq and is a predicted model, not a curated record.